Molecule: messenger RNA, 954 nt
Organism: Tetrahymena thermophila SB210
Lineage: Eukaryota; Ciliophora; Oligohymenophorea; Hymenostomatida; Tetrahymenidae
Product: kinase domain protein
Exons: 10
Biological process (GO): nucleocytoplasmic transport; activation of GTPase activity
Cellular component (GO): perinuclear region of cytoplasm; cytosol; nucleus
Molecular function (GO): GTPase activator activity; small GTPase binding
Source: RefSeq, a predicted model, not a curated record
AUGGGAAAUUAAAGUUCUUAAGAUUUAAUAAAAGGUUUAUCAGGCUGUAAAAACCUUAAAAGCUUAACACUCAAAUUAUAGUCAAAUAAUAUUGGUGAUCAAGGUUUUAAAGAUUUUAAAUCUUUAAUGUCUAAAUGUUUAAGUAUUUAAAAUAUGAUCCUUGACUUAAAUUACAACUAAAUAAGUGACGAAGGGGCUUCUUUUAUAGGUUCUGGUUUAACUAAUUACUUAGAAAUUUAAAAAUUAUCACUUAAUUUUAAGUUUAAUUAAAUUGGAGACUAAGGAAUUUAAGCGUUAGGUUAGGCUAUUAGUAGUUGUUCAAAUAUUCAAUCUCUAAAAAUAAUUUUAUGGGAUAAUAAAUUUUAAGGUCCAGCUUUAGCUUAAUUUUGUGAUUAGAUAAAGAAUUGUUAGAAUCUUUAAGAAAUAUAACUUGAUGUAAGAAAAUGCAACGUAGAUUCAAACACUUUAUCUCUAGUUAGUGAUUCGUUAUCACAAAUUAAAAAUACUUCUGACUUAACUCUCUCUCUUGAACAAAAUGGAAUUUGCUAAAUUGGGUUAUCUUCUCUAGCAUCUAAGCUAAUAUUACUAAGCAAUCUUUAAAGAUUAACACUAGAUCUAAGUUAAAUGCUUAUAGGUGAAACAGGUAUUAAUAGCUUAUGUUAAGCUUUACCUAAGUAUUCAAAGCUUUCUCACCUAACGCUCAUCUUGAUCUAUAGCAACUUAAAUGCUUAGUGUGCUAUUGAUUUAGGUAUUUCAUUGGAAAACUGUAAAAAUCUAUAAUCGAUGUGUCUAAACCUUUUUUCUAAUAAUAUCAAUGACGAAGGAGCAAAGGCCUUAAUUUCUUCGCUUAAAAAUUGUGAGAAACUCAAAGUUUUGUAAUUAACACUAGCGUAAAAAUAAAUAAAAUAUAAAAAUACUUUUUAUAAACUAUUUAAAAUUGUUAUUUAUAAGUGA